Messenger RNA from Aspergillus uvarum CBS 121591, 525 nucleotides. Its product is annotated as putative COPII vesicles protein Yip3. The transcript has a single exon. Bases 1 to 525 code for a protein of 174 amino acids. The record is from RefSeq and is a predicted model, not a curated record. Gene Ontology annotation, cellular component: Golgi apparatus. Lineage: Eukaryota; Fungi; Ascomycota; Eurotiomycetes; Eurotiales; Aspergillaceae.
AUGAGUCCCCUCCAAUUUCCUAUUGAUGCGAUCACCUCGCGAUUCGGUGACCGCUUCAACAGUGUUCGCUCCCAAUCCUUCAGCACGCGCUUUGCCAAUCUCCGUCCUGUUUCCGAGUUCCUGGAUGUCAAGCGUAUCUCAAAGCCCGCCAACUUUGGCGAGGUUCAGAGCCGAGUGAAUUACAACUUGUCUUAUUUCUCGAGCAAUUAUGCUGCCGUCUUUGUGAUGCUUAGCAUUUACAGCUUGCUGACCAACCCGAUCCUGCUCUUUGUUAUCAUCUUCGUGACAGGUGGUCUUUACGGAAUCGGCAAGCUUCAGGGCCGAGACCUCGAUCUGGGCGUUGCCCGCUUCAACACCUCUCAGCUGUACACUGGGCUACUGCUUGUCGCGGUCCCCCUAGGAUUUUGGGCCUCACCCAUUGCUACGGUGCUCUGGUUGAUCGGAGCCACCGGCGUGGCCGUCUUUGGCCAUGCCGCUUUCAUGGAUAAACCAAUCGAGAAUGCUUUUUCCGAGGAGGCGGUCUAG